Messenger RNA from Dimorphilus gyrociliatus, 2448 nucleotides. Lineage: Eukaryota; Metazoa; Annelida; Polychaeta; Dinophilidae. The record is from the annotation of a GenBank genome assembly.
AAGACAACUUCCUGUUCCCAUGUCAAACCGUUUGUUCUCACAAAAUCGCUCAGAUCUGUUAAUUUAAACCAAUCAGUAAUUAAAAGGAAUGGUUUUAAAUAUAUUUUCAUAUUGGGUUUAUUGAAAAUAAGCAAUUAUUAAUUUAUAGUUUUUAUGAAUUCUUAAUUUAUUUUAAUAUUAGCUGUCAAAGAUUUAAUAUUUGGAUAUAUGAUAUAAAACAGAAAACAUGACUUCAUCAUCCAAUAAAUGCUCCAAUAUACAGGAAAUUGUGGCACACACCUCAAAAGUCACUUGUGUGACUUUGGGCCAAAAUUCUGGAAGAGUAAUGGCUACUGGGGGUCAGGAUAAAAAAGUAAAUUUAUGGACAACUGAUAAACCUAACUGCUUAAUGACCCUUUCUGGUCAUACUAGUGGAGUAGAAUGUGUUCAAUUUAACAAAAGUGAAGAAUUAAUAGCAGCAGGUUCGUCUUCAGGCUGUCUCAAAGUGUGGAAUUUGGAACAGUGCAAAAUCGUUAGAACUUUAAGCGGGCACAAGUCAAACGUGAAAACUAUUGACUUUCAUCCUUGGACGGAUCGUUAUAUUUUAUCUGGUAGUAACGAUACAAAUAUUAAAUUUUGGGAUAUAGAACGUAAAGCUUGUGUCUACUCGUAUCGUGGGCAUAGUGCGGGUAUCAAUUGUGUUCAGUUUAGUCCAGAUGGACGAUGGUUCUGUUCUGGUUCAGACGACUCAACAGUUAGGAUUUUUGAUAUUACUUCUGGAAAGCAGAUAUCGCAGUUGUCGGCCAAUGCUGCAGUUAAAGCAGUUGCAUUUCAUCCAAAUGAAUUCCUUCUAUGUUUUGCUACAGCCGAUCGAACUUUAACUUUUUGGGAUAUUGAUGUUUUUAAAUCAUUAGGUUCAUCUAAAUCAUCUGAUACUACAUCAGAUUAUAAAUGUGUGAAAUUUCAUUCUACGGAGAACUGUGUUUAUGCUGCAUGCAAUGAUUAUUUAAAGGUAUAUAGUUGGGAACCUAAUGAAUAUCUAGAUUCAGUGAAAACUGGAUGGGGCAAUUUAAGCGACUUGGCAUUUUGUAAAGAUUAUAUAGUGGGAGUUUCUCAUUCCGGCACAAAUGUUGCAACAUAUCAGGUUACUCAAAGUCUUCUUCGACCUAACGCUUCCAAUGACGAUAGAGAAAAUUUUGAAAAAGAAUUAAUUGAGAAGCAUAAGCCUUUUAAGCGAGAUGAUAAACCAACUAGGCCAAAGAAAUCUCAUCAAGGAACUCCUCCUGUCCAAAAACUCUAUACUCCGAAAAAACCCGACAAAGAAACGAAAGAAACAGAGAAUAAAUUUAAAGUGAAAGUCUUAAAAGAGGAUCCCACAAAAAAUAUUCUUAAGAUUGAACAUAAGGCGGAACCAAAUUCGAACAUUGAACCUAUUGAAGACAAAGACGUGAUGAAUGUGGAACCAAUGAUAAAUAUGAGUGACUUCAUGCCAAAAACAAAUAGUGAUGCUAAUGCUUCAAGAGCAGAAAUUCCCGCAUCACUGAUCAAAGGUCAUUCGUCAAUGAUAGAAGCUUUACAGGCUAGAGCAAAAAAUUUACAAAUCGUUAGAGUGCUUUGGUCUGCAGGAAAUAUAAGAACAUCUAUCGAAACAGCAAUAGGGAUGAAAGAUCCCUCAAUAAUUGUCGAUUUAUUAGAAAUUGUGUUAAAGAAAAAUUCUCUUUGGACUCUUGAUCUUGCCGUAAUUAUUCUACCAAGUCUUAUUGAAUUAUUGAAUAGUAAAUAUGAAAAUCAUGUCUUAGUUAGUCUUACAUCAGUGAGAACAAUACUUCAGUGCUUCGCCUCAGUUAUCAAAGCCAACAUAUCAACCCCGCCAAGUAGUAAUUCCGUAGAUAUUUCCAGGGAAGAACGUUUUCAAAGAUGCAAAGAAUGCAAUAGUCUAUUACUAAAAGUUCGUAGCAUUAUCGACUCACCAAAGCAGUCAAAAUACUUGACAAAAUCUGCCUCUAAAUUAAGAGAAGUUAAAUUUUUAUUUAAACAACUUGAUUAAAUAGGCCAAUACGAUGAAAUUAAUUUAUUUUUUUGUCUGGCUUUAAUUUCUCUCCGUGUUCAAUUUUAAAAUAUUUUCUCCCAAAAAGUUGAACGAAUAUGUUAUUAUUAAUAUUAUUAAAUAAGUAAAAUUUUUCUUACAAUAAUAGUAAUAGCAGUUUUGUCUUUAAUGAAACACUUAACGAAAUAAUGUUUGUUGUUGGAAAGAAAAACAUAGACAAAACUGUUAAGAAGAAAGUCAUUUUUAUCAAAAAGCAUUUGUUUUUAUCUAUGCAUGCGUUUUUUUAUGUUUUAAAUUAUAUGGAAAAAAAAAGAUAGAAACAAAAAAAGAAACUUUUAUAAAAACUACUAAAAGUGUACUAAAGCUGAAUUUUUUUCUAAUUUUUUUUCCUGGUGUUCAAGGUGAUAGUAUUUAAUUGCACC